Messenger RNA from Micropterus salmoides (largemouth bass), 939 nucleotides. RefSeq names its product glycerophosphodiester phosphodiesterase domain-containing protein 5-like. Gene Ontology annotation, biological process: lipid metabolic process. The annotation marks the transcript as partial. NCBI's taxonomy places the organism in Eukaryota, Metazoa, Chordata, Actinopteri, Centrarchiformes, Centrarchidae. Gene Ontology annotation, molecular function: glycerophosphodiester phosphodiesterase activity. The transcript is spliced from 5 exons. The record is from RefSeq and is a predicted model, not a curated record. Gene Ontology annotation, cellular component: membrane.
CUUCACUCUCAUCUCCUCAUUUCCUUUCCUUUUUCAUUCCAACCUCCCUGCUCUCCUCUUUCGUUCAUACUCACUUGCGUCUCAUUUUUGUGGUCUUCACUUUUCCUUGUUUACAUCCUGAUCUUCACUUUGUCACUCUUUUUUUUAAUACUCCCACUAAUCCUCUGUAGUUAUGAUGGUGUUCCCUUCCUGAUGCAUGACUCCACUCUGAGGAGAACCACUAACGUCGCUGAUGUUUUCCCAAAUCGAACACACCUCGAUGCCUCCAUGUUCACCUGGGCUGAGCUACAGCAACUGAAUGCUGGUGACUGGUUCUUAUCGAGGGAUCCAUUUGGUACUGUGUCGUCCAUGUCUGAGGCGGACUUCUCCCAGGUCCAGAACCAGUCUGUUCCCUCACUGGCCCAGUUCCUGGAGGUAGCGGCCCGUAGCAACAGACUAGUGCUGUUUGACCUGCGUAGGCCACCGCACGGACAUCCCUACAGUCAGUCAUACAUCAACACCACCCUGCAGGUGGUGCAGGCCCACAUCAACUCCUCACAGGUGCUGUGGCUGCCAUCUGAGGACAGGGAGCUGGUCCAGACUGUGGAUCCAGAGCUGCAGCAGACCUCUGGAGAAAAGGCAUCUAUCCAGGAACUAAGAGACGGGCACAUCACCAGACUCAACCUGCACUACAGCACAAUGUCACAACAACAGAUCAGUAAGUACCAGUCAGUGAACAUCAGCACCAACCUGUAUGUGAUCAGCCAGCCGUGGCUCUACACUCUGGCCUGGUGUGCCGGAGCUCAGUCCGUAACCACCAACUCCAUCCACAUCCUGUCCAACAUCAAAAAGCCGCUUUACCUCAUGACUCCAGAGGAAUAUAGUUUAAUGUGGAUUCUGACUGAUGCCGUGUCUGCCUGCCUCAUCAUUGCAGUUUUCUUAUUCCAUUGGUGCGUAGAG